Blepharisma stoltei is the source of this 741-nucleotide messenger RNA. The record is from the annotation of a GenBank genome assembly. NCBI's taxonomy places the organism in Eukaryota, Ciliophora, Heterotrichea, Heterotrichida, Blepharismidae.
AUGGGCCUAGGUAAGAAAGUCGCAGCAACUAUUAUUUUUGGAAGUGGAACUUUAAUAUGUGCCCAAGCUGGAUUUUGGCAACUAAGAAGAAAAAAAUGAAAAGAAAGCCUUAUUGAAGAGCGAUCCCAGCAUCUCAAUGAUAAACCUUAUAUAGUUUCAGAUGAUUUUCACCCUUGGGAAAAAGAUCCUGAGUAUUGAAAUUUUCGCCCAAUUCAAAUCAAAGGAAAAUUCGAUCAUAGCAAAGAAAUGCUCCUAUUAAGAAAAUACGAGAAUCGAAAUGGCUAUAAAGUUGUCACACCAAUGACUACUGAAAAUAAUAAAGAAAUUUUAGUCAAUAGAGGGUGGAUUCCAGUCGAUCUUAAGCCACUUUCUAAAAGAAAAGAGCCAGAAGGAACAGUUGAAGUAGCUGGCGUACUCAGAUUAAGCGAAAUGCCUUCAAAUUAUAUGCCAAAAAAUUCACCUGAAAUAGGAGAAUGGUAUUAUAUUGAUAUUGAUGAGAUGUCAAAGUAUGCUGGCUUAAAAAAUCCCUCAAAUAUGAUGAUCCAUGAAAUUAACUUUGAGAGAAGUCGAGAAGUUUAUGAUGGAGAAGAAUUGACAGAAAUCCCACUUAAAAGCGUGAAAUCUGAGCUUAUAAGUUGGUUUGUAAUGCCAGAAACCCAUAUGACUUAUGCAAUGUUUUGGUUUUCUAGCUCUACAAUUUGCUUGCUUUUCAAUAUUUUAGCACUUUUAGGGAAAUUCUAA